AUGGAUCGCAUGAAUGGAUCGCAUGAAUGGUUCGGGGUCCAACGGGCUGCGCAAGCCUGGUGGGGCCGCUUGCUCGCAGAUGAGAUGCAAACCAAGAUGAAAUGGACUCGACAGGUCAGCGAUCACCCGAUGCUCCUUGUGGCGAGGCCCAAUACCAAUCUCGGAAUGGAAUGGACUGGAAUGUUGUUGGGCUGGGGGUCCGCUAUGUUUCAGAAGAUUGCCGGUCAGUACCGGCCACUCUCUCGCAUGUCACCAUAA
Messenger RNA from Penicillium manginii, 258 nucleotides. RefSeq lists its product as uncharacterized. The coding region runs from base 1 to 258 and encodes 85 amino acids. The transcript is spliced from 3 exons. The record is from RefSeq and is a predicted model, not a curated record. Lineage: Eukaryota; Fungi; Ascomycota; Eurotiomycetes; Eurotiales; Aspergillaceae.